Molecule: messenger RNA, 1620 nt
Organism: Exophiala aquamarina CBS 119918
Lineage: Eukaryota; Fungi; Ascomycota; Eurotiomycetes; Chaetothyriales; Herpotrichiellaceae
Exons: 7
Coding region: 1-1620 (539 amino acids)
Biological process (GO): transmembrane transport
Molecular function (GO): transmembrane transporter activity
Source: RefSeq, a predicted model, not a curated record
AUGUCGUUCGUCGAGAAGCUUCCUCCGGGCACGCAGCGCAUUGAGGAUGACACGGGCAAGAAUAUCUUACUCGCGCCCCAGCCCAAUGCUGAUCCUAACCAGCCUCUGAACUGGAGCAAGGUCCGAAAGAGUAUCCAUAUGGUCAUUCUUUGCUUCUAUGCACUGAUGGUUUUUGCAACUCUUUGCGUCGCGGUUCCUCUCUGGCAACUCUUCAACACCGAGCUUGGGAUCAGCUAUGCCGAUCUCAAUAACACCUACGCCUCCAACAUGGCAGCGCUGUCGGUCGGAUGUAUCAUUUUCAUUCCAUUUGCGCUCCGACUUGGACGGCGGCCUGUUUACAUUGUCACCGUGCUCAUCAUGCUUGCUUCUGCAAUCUGGCAGGCCAAGAUGAACACGGUGGGAGAUAUGAUCGGCAACAAUGUCAUCAUGGGAAUCGCAGGUGCGGUCAACGAGGCGCUGUUUCAGGUCACGGUUGCCGACCUCUUCUUCGUCCACCAGCGUGGAACGAUGAAUGGUAUCUACCUCGUGCUGGUUGUCACUGGUAACUACUUUGGCCCUGUCGCCGCGGGCUACGUCGCUGUGUCGUCGCAAGGCUGGCGUUGGGUAUUCUGGUGGUGCACUAUCUUCCUGGCGAUCUGCAGUGCCGCCAUGGUCUUCUGCCUCGAAGAGAGCAAAUACGUCCCAAGCGUGAUCGAGGGCCGCGACGUGACGGCACCAACGCAAGACGAAGGGACACUCGAAAAAGUCAACAGCACCACAAAGACGCCCAUCCGUGGCUCGAUCACCGUGGACGCGACCGAAGCUGCCCAAAACCAGCGCCGGCGCAUCGUCGACAUCGACCACUCUAUUCCCAUGCAUUCAUACAAGAAGCGUUUCGCCCUGUACACACCGGACAGUCCGUCCACCGAAACCAGGAGCGUCUGGGCACACAUCUACCAACCAUUCCAGAUCCUCUGCACCUUCCCGGCCGUCAUGUUCACCGCCCUGCAGUAUGGAUUUCUCAUCGCCAUGCUGGCGGUCCUCGCCGUCACUCAAGCGAGCCUGUAUCCCUUUGAGCCCUACAAUUUCAGUGCUGCUGGCGUCGGCAACAUGAACAUUCCGCCCGCCAUCGGUGCCAUCAUCGGCUCGGUCUUCGGCGGCCCGAUCAACGAUUACUUCAUCGUCCAGGUGGCCAAGCGACGAGGCGGUAUCUACGAGCCCGAGACGAGAUUGUGGCUGUUUCUGAUUCCCGGCUUCUGCAUGCCGAUCGGCCUGUUCAUGUACGGACUGACCAUCUCGAAGGGCAUGGCAUGGCAAAUCAACGCCGUGGGCGCCGGCUUCAUCGGCGCCGCGAUCGGUGGGUGUGGCGACAUCUCUCUCACUUACUGCCAGGACUGCUACCAAUACAUCCUCGGCGACGCACUGACAUCCGUGGUGUUCGUGCGCAACAUUAUUUCGACGGGGCUGGUCUUCGCCAUCACGCCCUGGAUGGAGGGCAUGGGCGUCUACAACAUGUUUGUGCUGCUCGGCUGCCUUUCGAUUGCCGUCGCGCUCACGUCCGUGCCCCUCAUGAUCUGGGGACGAAGCUGGAGGGCGAGGUUGGCGGGUAGGUAUGAGUAUUUCGUCUCGAAGCAGUUCUGA